Molecule: messenger RNA, 662 nt
Organism: Centruroides sculpturatus (bark scorpion)
Lineage: Eukaryota; Metazoa; Arthropoda; Arachnida; Scorpiones; Buthidae
Product: protein C19orf12 homolog
Exons: 4
Coding region: 163-603 (146 amino acids)
Source: RefSeq, a predicted model, not a curated record
AAUAUUAGUUAUUUUUUUUAAUUAUUAAGAAAUUUAAAAUUAUAUACAAAUAAGAUUACGUCACAUAACUUUUUCACCAAUCCUAUUCAAGUACUAAGUAAAGUGCAAAGUUUAUAUCAGCCACUCCACUGACUAAUUGUUUGAGAAUUAAGAAAAUUCACAAUGACUUUUCAGGAACAGCCAAAUUAUGUAACCAUUUCCGAAGGUGUCUCAUUUAUUAAAACGCUAAGCGAUAACCAUAAUAUAAGAGCAACUGUGAAUGGUUCUGUUGCGGGAGGCAUCAUUGUUGGGAGCAUUGCUGCUGCAUCAUCUCUCAUAUUAGGACCCGUCGGUUUAUUACUUGGUGGAAUAUUCGGCGGUUUAAUAGGUUAUUCAAUAGCCAAAGAUAAAUACAAACCGUUAUCCAGUGUAAUUGAAGAGAUGACUCCUCAGCAGAAAGAAAAACUUAGGAAUCAUUUGAUCGUUCUCAUGCACAGUGUUGACGUCAGAGAUUUAAUAACUCUAGCUGCUCUCAUUGCUUCGAAUACUUCGAUUAAAGGAAAAAUAUUAGCCGGCAUUAUCAAUUUUAUAGUGCAAGAAUUUGGUGUUCAACUUCAAAAUUAAAUCUUUUUUUUAAUAUAAAAUGCGUUAAAUAUUAAAUAUUUCGUAUAAGCUAUCAUUGU